This is a messenger RNA of Tachysurus fulvidraco (yellow catfish), 2872 nucleotides long. RefSeq names its product alkaline ceramidase 2 (gene acer2). Gene Ontology annotation, biological process: ceramide metabolic process. Gene Ontology annotation, molecular function: hydrolase activity, acting on carbon-nitrogen (but not peptide) bonds, in linear amides. The coding region runs from base 434 to 1258 and encodes 274 amino acids. The record is from RefSeq and is a predicted model, not a curated record. Gene Ontology annotation, cellular component: membrane. The transcript is spliced from 6 exons. Lineage: Eukaryota; Metazoa; Chordata; Actinopteri; Siluriformes; Bagridae.
UUAGAGAUAACCUACAAACUUUGCCACAACAACUACCUGCUGCUGGCACAAGGCAAGCAGGAAACUGGGGUCGCUAACGUCAGUGCGCAUGCGUAGAACACACGACUGUUGUGUUGUUAUCACGAGUGAAGUAGGAGACAGAGCGGUCCUCGUGAGUCGCACUUACACUUUGUGCUGGACACAAACAUGACAACACGGGACGUGUCGUCUAACCGCAUUGAGGCGAGCGAAACGGAACGGCGGAUUAGAAAGACUUUAAAUCCCUUGACUUCUAAGCUGUUACUCAGAAACUCUCCGCUCUCUUUGUGUAAAGAUAUUUAACCGACUGCGCUGUCUGUCAGUCAAUCAGCUCACACCAGCUGCAGGUUGUUUACCUGUCCGAGCGCGAGGCUGUUGUACCUCAUGCACGUGCGCAGGUGAUUGACAUUCAGACAUGAAUGUAGCUUUGUGGAAUCAGCUCCAGGCUGGGAGCUCUGAGGUGGACUGGUGUGAAGGGAAUUAUCUCAUCUAUUCAGGAAUAGCGGAGUUUUAUAACACGAUAAGCAACUUUUUAUUCUUCAUUCUUCCCCCCAUUCUGAUGUGCCUUUUCCGUCAGUAUGCCACGCAUUUCAACAGCGGUAUCUAUCUGAUUUGGACGCUCCUAGUGGUGGUCGGAAUUGGCUCCACUUAUUUCCAUGCUACCCUGAGUUUCCUGGGACAGAUGCUGGAUGAAUUAGCAAUCCUCUGGGUUCUCAUGUGUGCCAUUGGCAUGUGGUUCCCCAAGAGAUACCUGCCCAGGAUUUUCCGAAGAGACAGAUCAAGGUUUAAAAUGGUUGUAGGCAUACUCUCUGGGAUCACCACUGGUCUGGCCUUCAUUAAGCCGUCAAUUAACUCGAUUUCGUUAAUGACACUCGGGGUUCCGUGCACUGCCCUACUCAUCACAGAACUUAAGAGGUGCGAGAAUCUGCGUGUGUUUAAGCUGGGCCUCCUCGCUGGUAUGUGGUGGACCCUAGCGAUCAUGUGCUGGAUCAGUGACCGUAUUUUCUGUGAGAUGUGGUCAUCUGUAAAUUUCCCAUACCUCCACUGCGCCUGGCACAUUCUGAUCUGUCUGGCCUCCUACCUCGGCUGUGUGUGCUUUGCUUACUUCGAUGCAGCCACUGAAGCUCCAGAGCAAGGCCCGGUGGUUAGAUUCUGGCCCAGUGAGAAGUGGGCCUUCAUUGGCGUGCCCUACGUAACCUUGCUUUGUGUUCACCACAAGCCAUCCAUCAAAGUGACGUAAUCAGCCAGCACUGCUUAAAAUAUCAGACGUCAAUGCACUUUUAUAGAUUUAGCAUUCUUGAGACUGAGGAUUCAGUGGCUCCAGGAACUGUUUUGUUUGUAUUAAAUGAUAUACUUCACAUUAUAUAUUUAUAUUCACAUUUAGUAUAUUUAUAUACUUAUAAAAAAGGUUCCAAAAAUUUAAAUAAAUGAACAAAAAGAAUGUUUCUUGAAGGCCCAAGCACAAAUGAACACAACUAAACACAGACCUUUCUUUUGGUGUGUAAGUGAAAUAUGUUAUCCUCUGUACGGUUUUUCACCAAUACAAAUAAUUAAUCCAUUGAGAAUGCAUAUUAAUCAUUUUCUACAAGUACUUUUUAAUAGUGUGAUUUAAUUCUUUAUACUAGAGAUAUUUUCAUUAUUUGAGUGUAAAAAUGUUAAUGGUGAACUAAAAUCAAACCAUUAUUUAUCAGUAUUCAACCAGUAUGAAUUAUUUUCAGGAUAAAGUCAUUUUUCUAUGAACAUUCAUUUAACUGGGAACAUGAAUUAACUGGUCAAAUAUUUAGUCAUAUUCAAUUGUGUGAACCCAUUGUAUGUCUGUGUGAAGGAUAUCAAUUAAUGUAUUCAUAUUUUAGCUUAUAGUAGUUUAAAACAAAUCUUGAGCCGUGUUGUGCUGCUGUACUGCACACUGUACAGGGAAAUGUAUUGCAUGGAACUGCAGUAUAAACAAGUGUUCUAGAAAAAAAAGGAUUACAUCAAUUAUCAGAGCUUUUAUUAAUGCAUUGUAUGUCUACAUUUUUCACGAGGCAAUGUCUUUUUGGUAAACAAAUGCAUGCUUUGUUGUAUGGACACAGGAAACUCUAGUCUGUUUGCAGAUAAACCAUUCAGCCAUAACAUUAAAAGCACCUGCAAAAUAUUGUGUAACUAGUUCCCCAUACUGCCACCAAACAGCUCCUAGCCAUUGAGGCUUGGACUCCACAAGACAUUUGAAGGUGUGCUGUGGUAUAUUUGGUAGUACAAUUAUGGUAGGUACUAACUACUGCAUACCGGGAACACCUCACAAGAUCUUCUGUUUUGUAGAUGCUUAUCGUUAACCCAUUUCCCUGUUUCCAACACAUCAACUUCGAAAGCUGACUGUUCACUUGUGUAAUAAAUCCCACCCCUUGUGACCUGGCAGUGGUAUUAAUGUUAAGGCUGAUCGAUAUAGUUUCCAUGUAAUAGUAAGGAGUGUCAUUCAUGCUCUUGGAACUCAUUCUGCAUGAUACAAUCUCAUUCUUAACACAUUCAUUGUGAGCCAGGCUUGCAGUGUUUGGCUAUGACAUAAGUUGAUAUUUACGUGCCACAGCAACAGCAUCAUUUGGAGGCCUAAGUGCCUCAUUUAGAUUGAUGUCUAAAUGUAUUUUGUAUUGAUGCUAAACUAAAAAGGUCUCUUUACAAAAAAACAAAAAAAAAACCAAACAAAAAAACUAAGUACAGGACACAACAUAAUACACAUCUCAAAGGAGACAAAAGGACUGACUAUUUUUUCUGUUUGUAAUUAAGGACUAAAGGUUAAACUAAAGGAUAAAUGAUUGUAAUUUGUAUAAAUUAAAUGAUUUUUCUGUUUUAUUUAUGUAAUUAAAAUCUUCACAAUUGC